Salmo salar (Atlantic salmon) is the source of this 677-nucleotide messenger RNA. The record is from RefSeq and is a predicted model, not a curated record. NCBI's taxonomy places the organism in Eukaryota, Metazoa, Chordata, Actinopteri, Salmoniformes, Salmonidae.
GUCCAGAAAGAGAAGAGAACUUGUGUCGCAUUUUGUGAAGCGAGAAUAGGAGCUCUUUUGUAACCAAGCUAGUAACAUUUAGACCUAAAGACGUCUCAGUAAAUAUUUUCUUAGUUCUACUUGAACCAAACACAGAUUCCACCAUGUUUGAGGCUCGCUUGGUACAGGGAUCCAUCCUGAAGAAAGUUUUGGAGGCUCUGAAGGACCUGAUCACAGAGGCCUGUUGGGACGUGAGCUCGUCGGGUAUUUCUCUCCAGAGUAUGGAUUCGUCCCACGUCUCCCUAGUCCAGCUUACCCUCCGCAGCGACGGGUUCGACUCUUACCGCUGCGACCGCAACGUCACCAUGGGGGUCAAUCUUAGCAGUAUGUCAAAGACUCUGAAGUGUGCUGGGAAUGAGGACAUCAUCACUCUCAGAGCAGAAGACAACGCAGACACACUCGCCCUGGUCUUUGAGACACUCAACCAGGAAAAGGUGUCUGACUAUGAGAUGAAGCUGAUGGAUCUUGAUGUAGAACAGUUGGGAAUCCCAGAGCAGGAGUACAGCUGUGUGGUGAGGAUGCCAUCAGGGGAGUUUGCACGUAUCUGCCGUGACCUUUCUCAGAUUGGUGACGCCGUCAUGAUCUCUUGUGCAAAGGAUGGAGUUAAGUUUUCUGUCACGGGCUGGAUUCUCCUGUAA